This is a messenger RNA of Gongylonema pulchrum, 1008 nucleotides long. The record is from the annotation of a GenBank genome assembly. NCBI's taxonomy places the organism in Eukaryota, Metazoa, Nematoda, Chromadorea, Rhabditida, Gongylonematidae.
AUGAACAUCGAUGACAGAGACAGGCCAUCAACUUCGUCUGGCGCUGGAAUGACAACAAAUAAUGGAAAAUAUCAAGCUGCUGAAAAUUCCCAGGAACCAGGACCAUCAACCGCCUUUUUGAGUGAGCAGUCCAAAGAACUGGGGAACUUGGCUUUGACUUUUGACGAACAGGCAAUGAUGAAAGCAAUUUCCCGUAUGAAUUUCGAAGACACCGAGGAAAUGAAACCAUUCCCAGAAGUUGCCGCGGAGGAACAGUCAGGUGGAUUCAUGACAAAAGCAAAAAAGAGAUACCGAUGGGUAAUUAUUUCAUUUUCAGCACAUGGUCUUUGCUUCACAUGCUUUCUCUCGUUCAGUAUUUUCAUAGCAGCGAAUUACUUCAGCUAUGUGGAUAUCGAUGAAGGCAGAUGUAGGCUACUGUUUGUUUCUUUGCCUUUUACGACAAUGCCUAUUAUCUUGGUCGUUCCUUUUGUUAGUACCGUACACGCCAACAUAUUCAUGCGCAAUCCAAUCUUCUUUUGCACAAGUUUUAGCGUUAAAGUCGUCUAUGACGGCCGUGCCCAUCCCGGCAUUCAUUCCUUCGACGUUGUUAUAAAUCGUUUCAAUGCUCUAAAUCAAUCGGUCCCUGUAUGCUACAUAACUUCAAAGAAAUUUCAUAAUUCCGUUAGAGUUCGAUCACGCUGCAUGGUCGAUAUAAAACCCGAAGGCCUGGCGCAAAAUGUUCGCAAAAUAUGGGCCAGAGAAGGUGCGGAAGAAAUAGCCAUGGUUGCUAAACUGGCCACAGAUAAAAGCAAGAAAAAAGCACUGCUUUCGUUCGAGGGAAAUCUGCAGGCAUAUCACAAGCUCCAGGAAGAAUCUCCAGAGACAUCUUUACAGUUGUGUUCGCACGAAAAAAAACUUCGUAAAAUUUUGCUUCUGGUAGCCCGUCGCUAUACGGAAUUGCUUCCAGAAUCGCUUACACCCCAAGUACAUGCUCUCUUGGAUGGUAAAUUCAUUGUUCUUAGUCACUGA